This is a messenger RNA of Triticum turgidum subsp. durum (durum wheat), 1869 nucleotides long. The record is from the annotation of a GenBank genome assembly. Lineage: Eukaryota; Viridiplantae; Streptophyta; Magnoliopsida; Poales; Poaceae.
AUGGAGGUGGUCUUUGAUGGAGGAGGAGGUGCUGGCGGUGCCAACAACUGGAGGUCCCAAAUCAGGGAAGAGUUUCGCAAGUCCCGUAUCUCAGAACUAUCAGAGGCUCUGAUGCAAGCACUGUCGCCAGACGAGCCCGAGACAUUGACUGAUCUUCUGAAUGUUGCUGUCAGAUUAGAGAGAAUGAUUUUCAUAGUAGCUGUUAGCGAGGUUGAUUAUAAUUAUAAGCUGUAUACGAGAUUGGAUCAUUUAGAGGAUGAUCAUUUUGAGGACAUAUCAUCAGAUAAUCAUUUUGAGGACAUUUCAUCAGAUGAUCAUUUUGAGGACAUCUCAUCGGAUGAUCAUUUUGAGGAAAUUUCAUCAGAUUAUCAAAUGCUUGAACCCUCAACUGCGACGCUUCUGCGAGGAAUUUUUAGUGAUCCACAGAAUCAAAGCAUUCAGGUACAGAGCAACCUCCAGAGGAUGCUAUCUGGUGAUAAUACAAAAGCAACAGCGCCUAUAGGAAAUGAAGAGAAGCCUUGCUGUGAUGACAAUGAUAGGAUUAGCGUCCUUCAUGAGAGCAUACUCCAUUGUAUCAUGUCCUUCAUGCCAGCACAGGACGUUGUACGCACAAGCAUGCUAUUCCGAAGAUCGCCCCCAUUAUGGACUUCAGCGCCAUGCCUUGAUAUCGAUAUUGAUCACUUUGAUACGGACAGAGUAAAGUUCAACAAGUUUGCAAAAAGUUUGUUUGAGCGGCGGGGUAAUGCUAAUACAUUGGACAAACUCCGCCUUCACUCUUUUGCAAUUGAUGCAGCCAAGUAUUGGAUCGGUGAUGCUAUCAGACUUCAUGAAGUUAAAUCGAUUGAUUUCACUGAAAAUACAAGAUGGGAAGCUUUUUACUUAGAUCCUAAAGCUAUCAACUUUAGCUCUAAAUAUCUGCGAACUGUGAAGCUCACUAAUGUUAUAAUAGUUGCAUCUGUCUUUGAUCAGCUCAGCCGUGAAUGCACGUCUUUGGAAAAUCUGCAGUUGGCAGACAGCACUCUUUAUUGUCCUGAGAUUUCAUCAAGUUCAUUGAAGACUCUGGAAAUAAUAAACUGCUUAGUUUUGAAUCAUCUUCUGAUUCGUACUGGCAAGCUGGUCUCGCUAUGCUUCAAGGACACUCGAUGCAGGUGCACUCCAAAAUACAUAGUUCGAACUACAUCAGCAGUAAUCCUAUGUGAUCUUUCAAACGCCAAGAGCAUAGAACUGCCAACACCAGUCGCAUUCGAUAGAAUGACUCCAAGGUGCUCAAUGUUCAUCAGUCUGACAAGUCUCAUUCUUGGUGAAUGGUGUCUUUCCAACAAAUUUGCUCCUCUAGCUUGCUUCCUCGAGCACUCUCCUAUGCUUGAGAAUCUUGAUCUGAAGCUCAAGUUUGACUGUGAAGAGCAAAAGCAGCCGCUUCAAAUGGCUGAGGGAAUAUCAUUCCAAGCCAAAAGCCUUAAGAAGGUAGAUGCUUUCCUACAGUUGCCAACUGCCAUGAUCGCCUCUUGCCUCAUAGAGCAGAUCUCGGAAUCUUUUUUCCAAGGCAACUCAAGGAACCUUGUGUCCAACUUGGCAGCAUUUCUCUCUGAUAGUAACAUUGGCAUCUUUGUCAAUGCAGCUGGUAUAUCCCCUAUGAUGCCUUCCCAUUUGCAGCAGUCUGUACCAUUCACCCAUGAAUCGUUGAGAUCACCGUUGCCAUCUGGCAUGAGCCCAUCUAGGAAGUUGAUGAGAGAGCUACUCUCCUGCUCCGUGCAGAAGCUGGUAGGAGAGGCAAAGAAGAGUAGGAGGCGAGCAGCAAGUCCAAGGAAAGGCAUGGAUAAACUUUUCUGUUUCUGGGCGAGGAAGGGUGUUCUCAUGAAUCUCGCCUGA